GGCUGAGCCAAGCCGCCGCCUCCCCUCCCUCCGCCGGCCGGCUGGGCCGCCGCCUUCUCCCGGGAGCCGGGGGGGCCGGAGUGGCGCUGAACGGCAGGAGCAGUUUUAGUGUUGAAGAAUGACAGCAGCUACAUGACCAAGUGGAUGCAUUGUACAAGAGGGCAUUAGUUACAUCUGCCACCUUUAUUGAACUCUUCCUUAAGUUCAACCCUUAUUUUAUUUUAGAAGUGGAAAGACAAAGUAGGUUUUGAUGUUUUGUGUGGCAUCAACUGAAAUAGGAGCCAUCAUGAAUAUAACAAAGGGUGGGCUUGUGCUGUUUUCAGCUAAUUCCAAUUCAUCAUGCGCGGAACUAUCGAGGAGAAUUGCUGAUCGCUUGGGGGUAGAGAUGGGCAAAGUUCAGGUUUAUCAGGAGCCAAACAGAGAAACAAGGGUGCAGAUUCAAGAAUCUGUGAGAGGAAAAGAUGUCUUUAUCAUCCAAACAGUUUCAAAGGAUGUGAAUACUACGAUCAUGGAACUCCUGAUCAUGGUGUAUGCUUGUAAAACCUCCUGUGCCAAAAGCAUUAUUGGAGUGAUUCCCUACUUCCCAUACAGCAAGCAGUGCAAGAUGAGGAAAAGGGGCUCCAUUGUCUCUAAAUUACUGGCUUCGAUGAUGUGCAAAGCUGGUCUAACUCACCUUAUUACAAUGGAUUUACAUCAGAAGGAAAUACAGGGGUUCUUUAAUAUUCCGGUUGAUAAUUUGAGAGCCUCUCCAUUCUUGCUUCAGUACAUUCAAGAAGAGAUCCCAGAUUACAGGAAUGCUGUGAUCGUGGCCAAAUCACCUGCAUCUGCAAAGAGGGCACAGUCAUUUGCUGAGCGCUUGAGGCUAGGAAUUGCUGUGAUUCAUGGGGAAGCUCAAGAUGCUGAAUCUGACUUGGUAGAUGGUCGACAUUCACCUCCUACAGCCAAAAGUGUAGCUGCUAUUCAUCCCAGUUUGGAGAUACCCAUGCUGAUUCCAAAGGAAAAGCCACCAAUCACAGUUGUUGGAGAUGUAGGAGGAAGAAUAGCCAUCAUUGUGGAUGACAUUAUAGAUGAUGUUGACAGCUUCCUCGCUGCAGCAGAGACUCUCAAGGAAAGGGGAGCAUACAAGAUUUUUGUAAUGGCGACCCACGGCCUGCUGUCUUCAGAUGCUCCCAGGUUGAUAGAAGAGUCUGCUAUUGAUGAAGUUGUUGUAACCAACACGAUCCCACAUGAAAUACAAAAACUCCAGUGUCCCAAAAUUAAGACCGUGGAUAUCAGUAUGAUCCUCUCAGAAGCCAUUCGCAGAAUCCAUAAUGGGGAGUCCAUGUCUUACCUUUUCAGAAAUAUAGGACUAGAUGAUUAAUCUUUUAUUUUUAUUCUAAAGAAAAACCAAGGGCCAAACUGGAAUUGUAUAGAAAACAAGCUGUGAAGCAUCAUGCUUACCUUACUAUUUCAAUUGAGUCAUUUCUGUUUUGUUGUUUUUCUUGGUUUAAAUUUGAAGUUAGACCAGAUUUCAAGAGCUAUUUUUCUUUGCAGUUUUUGAAAAAGACCCCAAACGUUUUCCAAAAAGAGAAAAAAAAGUUGUUCUAGUUGCUUUUAGGUUAGUUGCACUAUAUAUGGAAAACAAACACUUGAAGCAAGAAUUUAGCUCAUAAACUAAACAUUCCUUUUCCAAAGCUGCUUGCUACAAGUGCUUUAAAAAGUUGAUAAAAUGAAGUGACUGUAUAAUAUUUGCAUUUUAAAAGCCAAAAAGGUUGUACUGUUGUAUGCAGUUAAGUGACAUUUUGUAGAAGUGCUUUUAUAGAAAAGCAUAUGAAAUAUGCACCUGUAUUUAUUUUCUGCAACAAAGAAUAAAGAUUUGUUUUGUGUGA
Messenger RNA from Terrapene triunguis (Three-toed box turtle), 1868 nucleotides. It is a transcript of the gene PRPSAP2, whose product is annotated as phosphoribosyl pyrophosphate synthetase associated protein 2. The record is from RefSeq and is a predicted model, not a curated record. NCBI's taxonomy places the organism in Eukaryota, Metazoa, Chordata, Testudines, Emydidae. The transcript has 12 exons. Gene Ontology annotation, biological process: purine nucleotide biosynthetic process; 5-phosphoribose 1-diphosphate biosynthetic process. Gene Ontology annotation, molecular function: ribose phosphate diphosphokinase activity; magnesium ion binding. Gene Ontology annotation, cellular component: cytoplasm; ribose phosphate diphosphokinase complex. Bases 251 to 1360 code for a protein of 369 amino acids.